AUGAACAGAAGUGAAACCAACACAACCACAGAUGUCAAUCUGAACCUAGACAACCAGAGUCUUCGAACCGUGGACCAGCUCUCCACGGCACGUGCCAGCGUGACCAUGCUGGACAAGCUCUGGACACAAAUUGACGUUUUGGACGAUGUCAAGAAGAUGGCCCAGGAGGUUCAGGAACGAGGGUCCUUCUUGAGUGAGGAGUUCAGCGAGAAGCUUAUCCAGAUGAAGGAGGCCCAGCAGCGGCUCCUAGAUGUGAUGGGCCGGCAUCACGAACUCAGCGAAAAGAGCCGGCAAGAAAUGAAAGAACAGCUCGAGCAAACCCCCAUAGAGCGGAUGGAGGAAGAAGCUAUUCGCAAGGAUAAUGAGGCAAAACAGAAGAAAAUGCAUGAUUUUUUCUUUGGCAAUGAGAGGGAAAACACCAACGAGGAGACGAAAGAUUUUGACGAGCUUAAUGAUUAUGUCGAUGAUGUCAGGCAGAACUUGGCUGCGGUAGCGAAAAGCAUGGCCAAGUUCGAUGACACCACCAAGGACUUAUGGUGA
Molecule: messenger RNA, 540 nt
Organism: Candidozyma duobushaemuli
Lineage: Eukaryota; Fungi; Ascomycota; Pichiomycetes; Serinales; Metschnikowiaceae
Exons: 1
Coding region: 1-540 (179 amino acids)
Source: RefSeq, a predicted model, not a curated record